Messenger RNA from Capronia coronata CBS 617.96, 1026 nucleotides. Its product is annotated as pyridoxine 4-dehydrogenase. Gene Ontology annotation, cellular component: cytoplasm. The transcript has a single exon. Bases 1 to 1026 code for a protein of 341 amino acids. The record is from RefSeq and is a predicted model, not a curated record. NCBI's taxonomy places the organism in Eukaryota, Fungi, Ascomycota, Eurotiomycetes, Chaetothyriales, Herpotrichiellaceae.
AUGGCGAACCUCACCCUCGUCUCCAAGCCAAUCGGCCCCAUCGGCUACGGCCUCAUGGGACUGACAUGGCGCGCGCACCCGCAGCCGGCCAGCGACAGCUUCAAAGCAAUGUCGACGGCGCUGGCGCAGGGCGCCAACUUCUGGAACGGCGGCGAGCUCUACGGCACAGCGGAGCGCAACUCGUGCCAUUUGCUGAAGGAGUAUUUCACGCAGAACCCGCAGGACGCGGACAAAGUGGUGCUCAGCAUUAAGGGCGGGUGUCUUCCUGGCACGGCGAUCCCGGACGGCUCGCCGCAGAACGUGCGGCGCAGCGUGGAGGAAUGUCUGCGAGUUCUGGACGGGACGAAGAAGAUCGACAUUUUCGAGUGCGCGCGUCUCGACCCCAAGACGCCGCUGGAAGUGACCAUCGGCACGCUCGCCGAGCUGGUCAAGGAAGGCAAGAUCGGCGCCAUCGGUCUGUCGGAGGUCAAGGCGAGCACGAUUGAAAAGGCCCAUGCCAUCCACCCCAUCGCUGCCGUCGAAGUCGAGGUGUCGCUGUGGACGCCGGACAUUCUGACCAACGGCGUCGCCGCGACCUGUGCGAAACUGGGCAUCCCCAUUGUCGCGUACAGCCCGCUCAGUCGGGGCGCGUUGGCCGGCACGAUUCGCAAGAACUCCGACAUCCCCGAGGGCGAUAUCCGCCGGCUGCUGCCGCGGUUCCAGGACGAUGUGCUCAGCCACAACAAUCGCAUUGUCGAUGAGGUCCAGCGGCUGGCCGACAAGAAGGGCGUGACCAAGGCCCAGAUUGCCAUCGCUUGGGUCAGAGGUCUGAGCGGUCGGACUAUCACCACAGAAAAUGGAGAGAAGGUCAAGUUGGGGACCAUCAUUCCAAUCCCUGGCGCGACCACGCCGGAGAGAGUCGUGGAGAAUACUCAAUUGAUCGACUUGACGCAGCAGGAGAUGGAGGAGCUCGAGGAGAUCAUCAAGAAGAUCCCCGUCAAGGGUGAUCGAUAUCAUCCCCAGGGCAUGGCUGUGGUCAACAUGUAA